Molecule: messenger RNA, 2696 nt
Organism: Cavia porcellus (domestic guinea pig)
Lineage: Eukaryota; Metazoa; Chordata; Mammalia; Rodentia; Caviidae
Gene: Colgalt1
Product: collagen beta(1-O)galactosyltransferase 1
Exons: 12
Coding region: 54-1937 (627 amino acids)
Molecular function (GO): procollagen galactosyltransferase activity
Source: RefSeq, a predicted model, not a curated record
GGCGCGGCUCGCGUCCGCCAACGGGAGGCGGCUUAAAGGCGACGCGUGGCGCGAUGGCGGCGGCCCCACGCGCGAGUCGGCGGCGCGGGCGGCCGCUGCCGGGUGCGGUGCCGCCUCUGCUGCUGCUGUUGCUGCUGCUGGCGCUACCCCCAGGGGCUCCUCCGGGCGCCGCCGCCUACUUCCCCGAGGAGCGCUGGAGCCCCGAGUCCCCGCUACAGGCGCCGCGAGUGCUCAUCGCGCUGCUGGCGCGGAACGCGGCCCACGCGCUGCCCGCCACGCUGGGCGCCCUGGAGCGGCUGCACCACCCGCGGGAGCGCACCGCGCUGUGGGUGGCCACGGACCACAAUGCAGACAACACAUCGGCUGUGCUUCGUGAGUGGCUGGUGGCAGUGAAGGGCCUGUACCACUCCGUAGAGUGGCGCCCAGCAGAGGAGCCCAGGUCCUAUCCGGACGAGGAGGGCCCCAAGCACUGGUCUGACACCCGCUAUGAGCAUGUUAUGAAGCUGCGGCAGGCGGCCCUGAAGGCUGCUCGGGACAUGUGGGCUGACUACAUCCUGUUUGUGGAUGCUGACAACCUCCUGGUGAACCCAGACACCCUGCGCUUGCUCAUUGCCGAGAACAAGACUGUGGUGGCGCCCAUGCUGGACUCGAGAGCCGCCUACUCCAACUUCUGGUGUGGGAUGACGUCCCAGGGCUACUACAAACGCACGCCGGCCUACAUCCCCAUCCGCAAGCGAGAGCGCCGAGGCUGCUUUGCGGUGCCCAUGGUACAUUCCACCUUCCUGCUGGACCUGCGCAAGGCGGCGUCCCGGAGCCUGGCCUUUUACCCGCCGCACCCCGACUACACGUGGGCCUUCGACGACAUCAUCGUCUUUGCCUUCUCGUGCAAGCAGGCGGAGGUGCAGAUGUAUGUGUGCAAUAAGGAGGUGUAUGGCUUCCUGCCGGUGCCGCUGAGGGAGCACAGCUCGAUGCAGGACGAAGCCGAGAGCUUCCUACACACCCAGCUGGAGGUGAUGGUGAAGCAUCCGCCUGUGGAGACCUCGAGAUUCAUUGCAACGCCCACCAGGACACCCGACAAGAUGGGCUUUGAUGAGGUCUUCAUGAUCAACCUGAGGCGGCGCCAGGACCGGCGGGAGCGCAUGCUGCGUGCGCUGCAGGAGCAGGAGAUCGAGGCGCGGCUGGUGGAGGCCGUGGAUGGCAAAGCCAUGAACAGCAGCCAGGUGGAGGCGCUGGGCAUCCGCAUGCUGCCCGGCUACCGCGACCCCUACCACGGGCGGCCACUCACCAAGGGGGAGCUGGGCUGCUUCCUGAGCCACUUUCACAUCUGGACUGAGAUUGCAGAGCAGGGGCUGCAGAAGUCACUGGUAUUUGAGGAUGACCUGCGCUUUGAGAUCUUCUUCAAGCGUCGCCUGAUGAACCUCAUGGAGGAUGUAGAGCGAGAGGGGCUCGAUUGGGACCUCAUCUACGUGGGCCGUAAGCGCAUGCAGGUGGAGCACCCCGAGAAGGCUGUGCCGCGCGUGCGGAACCUGGUGGAGGCGGACUACUCCUACUGGACGCUGGCCUAUGUCAUCUCGCUGCAGGGCGCGCGCAAGCUGCUGGCUGCCCAGCCGCUGGCUAAGAUGCUGCCGGUGGACGAGUUCCUGCCGGUCAUGUUUGACAAGCACCCUGUGUCCGAGUAUAAGGCCUACUUCUCCCCCCGAAACCUGCGUGCCUUCUCUGUGGAGCCACUGCUUGUUUACCCCACACAUUACACGGGGGAUGACGGCUACGUGAGUGACACCGAGACCUCGGUCGUGUGGGACAAUGAGCACGUGAAGACCGACUGGGACCGCGCCAAGUCGCAGAAGAUGCGGCAGCAGCAGGCGCUGAGCCGUGAAGCCAAGAACUCGGACGUGCUACAGUCCGCGCUGGACCGCGCCGCGCGUGAUGAGCUCUGAGGCCUGCUCCCCACGAGCAUCCUACCAGCCCCUACUCUGGGGUCGUGGUCAUGGUCAUGGACUGGAGCUUCGAGUCCUUUGCCCGGGGAACGAUCGUGUCAUGAAGCACUUUCGGAUCGGGUGAGCAGCAGGCCUUGGGACCGUGCCAUUCUGGUUAAAAUCUACCGCGUAUUUAUUGAGUGCUGCAUGGGGCACCGUUCUGGGCUCUGGGAAGGCGAAAUCGGACGCUGUCAUUUGCUUAUUGAGACCGACUGUGUGUCUGUUGUGUGGCCGGUGCUGUGACAGAUCGGCUCUUCAUGUGGUGUCCGCUGUGGGUGGGGGCGGGCUGGGUGCUUUGCUCACCCCCAUGGGCCGGGCCAGGCCAGGCUCACAGCGUUGCCCCAGCUCUCAGCCUCGUCCUUGUGCACCCAGUGCCCCAUCUGGAGGGAGCACACUGGGUAACUGUCCAUGGCAGAGACGUGGUCUGGCUCGGCCACUGUGGGCUCUGGGCUCAGUGCAGGCUGCAGCCAGGAUGGGUCUCCAUGGCCUGCGUCCCUCCCGUUCCACAUGCCCGGCUCUGCAUCUCAGGGGUGGUCUCUGCCUUUUGGCAGGGUCCCAUUGCAGCCCUUAUGGGGCUGCGUGUGGAGCCAGGCUGGGUCCCCCUGAGCUGGGCGAGGCUGCUGUGCCUCCUGGGAGGUUGUAUGUCAGGGUGUGUAGAACAUGGUCCCAAGCUGUGGGGACUAGCUUAUUUUUGUAUUAAAUGGUCCUGGUUGAUUUUCA